AUGCAGCUCCAGCAUCUUACGUACAUACUCUUCGCAGGGUCGCUGGCCCGCGCGGCUCCGUCUCCCGUCGCCGCGAGAGGGCCGCCCCUAAUCAGUUCCCUUGGAUCUUUACAGGUGCUGAAAUACAAUGAUCUAAGUGCAGAGAACAACGGAACCGCAGCUGUUCUGGUAUACGACAGGCUGGAUCAGUCGAAAGCCCAGGCGCGUUGCGCAGCCAUUGGAGAGAAGCUUUAUACCUUCCAGGCCGGCGACAGCGAUCUGCAGUAUCAGAUCGACUAUCUCGUCUUCUCCGGCAGCCUACAGCCUAAUGACCUUCUCUGGGCCUCAGAGGGCUCGUCGCAAGGUUGCUUUGCCUAUUCGCAUAGCCAGAAAGCAGUCGUCUCGGCGCCCUGUGACUCGCAACUUCCGGCCAUUUGCACGACCAGCGUUCCACCCACGACGGAAACAAACAGGGCCACAAUCGAAUCGUCAAAAGUCUCCAUUUACUAUGACGGGUACUCCGUGACGGGCUAUCGGGAUGCACGCUCAUUCCGGUUUCUGGGGCUUCCGUUUGCGAACCCCCCGGUGAAGAAACUACGUUUCGCACCGCCGCAACCCUACACCGGUCGCAGGAAUAUCGACGCUACGAAAAUGGCUCCCGCCUGUAUCCAGUCACCGUCAAGAUUUGGGGUCGUAGAUGGCAGUAUCUCUGAGGAUUGCCUGUAUCUCAACGUCUUCACCCCUGUCUUGUCGCCACCAGAGGGCAGCCGCAUACCUAGCAAGCCCGUGGCCGUAUAUUUCUACGGUGGCUCGUUCACAGAAGGAAGUGCGUCUCUAAUCGACUAUGAUGGGGGGAAUUUUGCCAGUCGUAAUGAUGUUGUGGUUGUGACAGUCAACUACAGGGUUGGUGCACUGGGCUUCCUAGCCAUCGGAAACCACACCACUGGAAACUAUGGCACAAGGGACCAGAUUAUGGCUUUGCAGUGGGUGAAAAAGAACAUCGCAGCCUUUGGCGGAGAUCCAUCCCGGGUCACGAUAUUCGGAGAGUCGGCUGGAGGUCAGAGUGUCGUAGCCCUGCUCUCCUCUUCUGCGGCCAAGGGGCUCUUUUCCGCUGCCAUCUCCCAGUCUGCCCCCAUCGACUUGCCAUGGUUCACACGGGAUGUGUACAACGAGAUAUAUGUUCCGGAAAUUGCCCCAGCAGUCGGUUGCAAUGGCACCUUGUCGGAGAAAGGCCUGCUGUCUUGUCUCAGAUCAGUGCCAGCGACCAACUACUUGGAUAACUCAACUGCGUUCGAAAACGCCAUGAAGUCUAUUACGAGCAAAGUUAGCUCUGGCUACUUGCAUGUAAGCUCCUUGAUUGCACAGGCCGAAAGGAUAGUGCCAAUGGUCGAUGACACCGGCAGCGGCGUGGUCGAUGACCAAUUCUACAAACUGCUCGCCCGCCAGACUGUCCCGAACCGCGUCCCUACGAUGUUCACAACCGUCACCAACGAAGCCUUCUUCUAUGGCAACUCCGUUCCGUCGCUGGGAUCGAAAGAAUCCAUUCUCGAUGCGAUACUUAAUUUCGCAUAUCCACCUGAGCUGGCAACGAACAUGAUCAACUCGGGCGCCUUCGAGGGCAAUCUCAGUGACCCGGAUAGGGUCCGUGAUGUCGUCCUGGACGCCAUGACCCUCAGCGAAUGGACCUGUCCCGAGGCAUAUUUACUUAGCCACGGCGGCCAGUACGCCUUUCCCAGCCUGUACGAAGUCGAGAUCUCCCAGGGUCACAGCCAGACAGAUGUCGAUGUCCCAUCCGCAUGUCUACCGAACAACAAGUUCAACGCCAGCUGCCACACGUCCGAUGUGUUGCUCGUCUGGGGAACGUUGAACUCGAAGACGAAGGAUGUGCAGCCGUACUUUGACCAGGUGGACCAUCUACACUCACAGCUUCUCAACGACGUCUUCGGCUCGUUCUUCCGCACGUACAGUCCCAACCCUGAUCCUUCCUACCUGCAGGUCCGCGGGCCUGCAUAUGCAGCGAGUUAUGACAUCUUCGUCCAAAACAAGUACCGCAUCCAGAACUACAACCCGCAGGCUAGCAACAUUAAUCUCCUGGGUAUGCCGCCUGGCUGGGUUGAGAAUCCGGGCUUGUCAAAGAAAUGCUCCAUCUUCAAUGAUUACGGGUAUACUUUCCAGCAUGCCAAUCUGACAAUAUCCUGA
Monascus purpureus is the source of this 2178-nucleotide messenger RNA. Lineage: Eukaryota; Fungi; Ascomycota; Eurotiomycetes; Eurotiales; Aspergillaceae. The record is from the annotation of a GenBank genome assembly.